Messenger RNA from Dimorphilus gyrociliatus, 3152 nucleotides. The record is from the annotation of a GenBank genome assembly. NCBI's taxonomy places the organism in Eukaryota, Metazoa, Annelida, Polychaeta, Dinophilidae.
AUUGUUUGGAAUUAUUCUUUCGUUCGAUACCCAAGUUUCGACAUUCGAUCAAAAUUUGACUAGAAAUGUCAGGAAAUCCGCGGACAGGGGCUGAUAUAUGGUCAAGCAAUCGACAGCAAAGAUUUAUAGAGCAACGAAUCGCCCAGGUGGAAAAGCACCUGGGCGAAAUGUGUCAAGCAUUCGGUGCUUUUUCUCGAAAAAUAGCAAGACUUAGAGACAAAGGUGACGAAAUAUGUCAAAAGAUCAAGGACUAUUCCGAAACUGAAAUUGUUAACCAGAGUACACUAGAAGCAUUGUCAACUUUUGCACAAAACUUUUCUGCUGUUCAAGAUUAUCGAGAUCACGAGGUUAAAAGCAUUCAACGUAAAGUUGUAAACCCUCUAUCGCAAUAUGGACACAAAUGUAAAGAUGCAAAAGAAGACUUGAAAAAUGCAUUUACCGCACACGAGAAGGAUCUAAAAAGUCGUAAAAAGUUUGAAAGAACUCGAGAAAGGGGUUCAAUUGAUCGUCAAGAUAUGACAAGAAAGGAGCAUGAAUUGCUUAAAACUAGUACACAAGCACUCCAUUCGGAGAAAGUUUUGGAAGAGAAAAUGGAGUCGUUUGAAAGACAAAAAGUAAAUGAUCUGAAAAACAUUCUUAUGGAUUUCGUGAAUACCGAAUUAAUAUUUCACGCAAGAGCUUUGGAACACUUUACAAAUUGUUAUAGAUCUUUGCAGGAUAUUGAUGAGGAAGCUGAUAUAGCGAGUUUUAGAUCCGUACUGAAUCCUUCUCAAACUGAAGGUAGAUUAAAUAUACAACGGCAAAAUUCAAGGUCGUCUUUGAACGAUACACGAUUAUCUUCUCAAUCUGCAACGCCACUUCAAACUCGUUCGGCAACACAUAGCCGUCAACAUUCGACUUCUUCGGCUAAUAUGUUUGUUGCUAAAUCUGAAAUUGGACGAUCACCUCAGGCUCAAGCAAGAACAUUCAAUGGCCAGAAUCGAAAUGAUAGGAGGGGAUAUGCAGCUGCUAGUAGCGAAGACGAUGAUCUUGAAGAUGAUGAUGAGGAUGAAAGCGAAGAUGAAAGUGAAAUUACUAAUCCACCAGUUAAUAGAGGACAAGGAAGAGGCUCGAAUAUUAUAAGAGGGGGUCGGGGUGGAGGAGGUCAGAAUGGUGAAAACCUUGGCUCCGACGAAGAAGAAGUCGUCUUUUUCGUUUACUUACUUUAUGACAUAGCGUCUAAUAAAGUAGUUUGUGUGCAAUCCUAUUACUGCCGGCCCACGCAAAAUGAACUUCGAGAAACUAUUUUAACUGAAGAAUGCAAAAUUGUCACUGGCCUUAAUGAAGAUCUCAUAAAAUCUGCUCCUCCUCUGGAGCAAGUUCUGGACGAGUUCGAACGUUUUCUCGUUCAAAAAGAACUUCACCCCCUCCAUGGCGGUUCAUCCUUCUUUUUAUGCUGCGAUGGCCAACUUCACUUACGACUAGUCUUACAUCCAGAAGCUCAGAGAAAAAACAUUUCAUUGCCUACAUACUUUUAUAAAUUCUUCGACCUGAGGAAGGCUUUUAAGGAACACUACAAGGUUGAAACUGUCCAUUGCAUCAAAGACAUGCUAGACCACUUGAAUUUAGAAGUGGACCAAUCUGUGGAAUAUGGCGUCAGACACUGCCAAGAUAUGGCUAAAAUUAUUCAAAGAUUGUUGGACGAUCGCUAUCAGUUCAGCGAUCCCGAAACAAUCAGCAAUCGUCUGGAACCCGGCAUAUGUUCAAAGAGUGAGAACGUUGACGACGACACGGUAAUUAGAGCUAGAGGUUUGCCAUGGCAGUCUUCUGAUCAGGACAUCGCGCUUUUUUUUAAAGGAUUAAAUAUUAUAAAGGGUGGAGUUGCUUUAUGCCUUAGUCCACAAGGGCGGCGAAAUGGCGAAGCUUUAAUACGAUUUGAAUGUAAGGAACAUAGAGAUUUGGCGCUAAGAAAACAUAAACAUCAUUUGGGCCAACGCUAUAUUGAAGUCUAUAAGGCUUCUGGAAAAGAUUUUAUAAACGUGGCUGGGGGAGGGAACGCAGAAGCUCAACAGUUUUUGGAGAAGCAUAACAAUGAAGGCCAAGUCAUUGUUCGAAUGCGGGGACUACCCUAUUCUGCUACCUCUCAACAAAUCAUCGAUUUCUUCCAAACCGGACCGAAUAGUGUACAAGUUCUAGAUGGCCAAGAAGGUGUCUUAUUUGUCCAUCAUGCCGAUGGUAGAGCUACUGGAGACGCUUUCGUUCUAUUUGCAAACGAUGAAGAAGCUGAUCUGGCUUUACUAAAACAUCGGGAAUGUAUUGGAUCAAGAUACAUUGAAUUGUUCAAGAGUACAACAGCCGAAGUUCAACAGGUUCUCAAUCGUUCGAUGGACCCUCGUGCACACGCUAUGGAAGCCGGUGUUGCACAAACGGUUAAUGUCUCAACUGCUGCUGCCGCUUCAUUUAUCGACCCUUCCGCCGCCACACAAAUGGCAUUGAUGGGGUUUGCUCCGCCCACAAAUAAUCUAUUGCCAGUUCCGCAACAGAUGAUAACAACUGGAUCGCAAAAGGACUGUAUAAGACUUAGGGGUUUACCAUACGAAUGCAGUGUCACAGAUAUCUUGGCAUUUCUUGGGGAAUUUUCAAAACACAUUGUCUUACAAGGUGUACAUAUGGUUAUUAAUAGUACCGGCGCCCCAAGUGGUGAGGCCUUUAUUCAAAUGGAAGGUGAACUAGCCGCUGAAGCAACAGCUAUAGCUAAACACCGAAAAACAAUGACAACAAUAAAUGGUGUAGCAUGUUCGAAAAAGCGCUAUGUUGAAGUCCUUCAGUGCAGCGGCGACGAAAUGAAUAUCAUUCUAACGAAUGGCCUUCCAUCUGUUGCUUCGCCUCUUGCGACACCAUUGUUACAAGCGGUUGCGCCUUCACCUCAAAGAGCAUUAAUGCCCACACCUACUGUUCCCACUCAUCCAGCAAUUUUAAGCCCUCCAAUGGCUUAUCCUGCUCCGGCAUUUGCCUCGCCAAUUAAUCAUCGCUCUUUAGCGACAGCGACAACCUUACCAAACUAUGUUUCACCACUACCGACCACUGUUAACCCAUACCAGCCUUUCUUCUACUUGUACAACGGUUAUCCAAGCCCUCCAGUUUCACCUCCAACAGAAGUUCUACCGCGUUGA